Arctia plantaginis is the source of this 801-nucleotide messenger RNA. NCBI's taxonomy places the organism in Eukaryota, Metazoa, Arthropoda, Insecta, Lepidoptera, Erebidae. The record is from the annotation of a GenBank genome assembly.
AUGACCGGAGACAAUAGCUACUACCGGCGCCGCAUAACCCGGCCGCAGCUCGAAGUGCUGGUACAAUACAUGGAGCGCUACCCCGCCCUGGCAUUAGCCAGCGCCCGUUCUAGAGAGGGGCAUAUACAACGCAAGCGUAUGUGGGAGAAGAUAUCGCGGACCUUGAACAGAGUAGACCAGGACCAAGCUAGGAGUGGACACAGUUGGCAUCGGUACUGGUUGGACCUGAAGUUCAAGGUACGUCGAAAGUACUCCGUGAUCCAGAAAUGUCAAGUGGAGGGCACGCACUGUACAAUACUACUGAGCCCCCUGGAAGAUCGCAUCGUGAAGGUACUCACCGACGAUAAGGGAAACCUAUUCCCCAUUGGGUCUAUCUAUCAUCAGAUGCUUCAAUACCCUUUGAAGGAAAGCACGAAUAAUAAGCUAAAACCAAUAAGCGACCUAGGCAGAAAAAUCGAUGACGUCAUAAACAUUAAUGACGUAACCGAAGACACACGCGAAGACUUCACGACCAUAGAAAAUGACCAUCUACCAGAACAUAUUCUUCUGCCAGAUUCUUCUGACGUAAAACCCACCGUCGAUAGAUUGAAGCACAUACCCGAUGUAGACCCUAUACAGAUAUUGGCAGAAGAGAAGAAACCUAUAGAAGAAUUAAGAAGGGAGCUGGUGGAGUUUGAGUUGAGGAAGCAGAAGGAGCUGUUUGAGAUGGAGAAACAACACAAGAGGGAAAAGCAUGAGAUGGAAAUGUCUAUAUUGAUGAUAAAGAAACAAAUUAUGACGAAAGAAUUAAAUAAAUUAUAG